ACCUUCGUUUCAAAUAGAAUGUAACACAAACUCCAUUUGUGACAGAGAGAGUAUGCAAAACAGAGAGAGGUGCAAUUGGUAACUGAGUCCAUUUCGAUUUGAAAUUAAUGGAAGAAAUAAUUGAAAAGGCAAUCAACAGAUGCAAACGAGUGAUCGGCAGAAUUGAAAAAUUACAGUUGCUCAACUCCAUCAACCGAUCAUGUACUCACACUCUCCUCAAAUUAGCUCAUUCCGAGCUCGCUUUUCUCUCGCGCAUUCCCCACCAUCAACCAUCGAUUCCACCCAGUGUCAACAUUGGCCACCUUGAAGCAGUGAUUCACAUACUGGAGCAGCCAUCCGUCACCGGAGUUUCGCGUGUCUGCAAACCCAUCCCGGUAACUGUUUCAGUACCAAAUGUUAUUGUUCACGUUGAUAUCGUUUGUAUUUUUAACAAAAACCCAGUUUGGAUUAUUGUUUCUGAUAGAAACCCUAGUUAUAUUUCUUGGAAUGAAUGCUUUAAAUCAAGAAUGCAGCAUCUUCUAGACGAAGCUCGCUGUUCUCAUAUACUCAAACCCUCGUCGAUACUUAUGUUCUUUGCCCGUGGAAUUGAGGGGCUUUUGUUUGAGAAGCUUAGGAGUGAAUUUGGGGCUCUUGAAAUUGGAUUAGAGUUUGAUUUAGGUGAGGAUUUAGAGGGUGACUGGAUAAAUGUGACUGAAACGCCAUAUCAAGAAUCUGUUUUUCUCGAGAUUAAGAUUGAUUGUGAUUCUAGUAAUAGUAGCAUUAGUGAUGCUGUCUCGAGUUUGGAGUGUGUUUCUGUUGAUGAUUUUGAAGGGCUACAAGAAGAGGACACUGAAAUAAUCUUAGAUGAUUCUUUUAGUUCUAUUCUUUUAGACUUGAAGUUGGUGUCUGAAAAGGUUCAAAGUGCCUGUGAUUUUAUAAAUUUUGACACGACGGCAUUGAUUGCUCUUGUCUCUGGCAUCAGCAAUGGUUGUGCGAAGAAACUUUUGGAUAGCCAAGAGGUUGAAUUGAAGCAGAGGUUCAAGGGAAACGUUGGCUUUGUGAUGGCACAGGCCUUGUCUGAAAUUCAGAACCCAAUACAUGCAGAACUCGCUGGUGUAAUGCGUGGCAAGAGAGGAAUAAUAUGUGAAAGCGUUCAAUCCGAGUUCAAAGAGUUGGUCUCAUUGUGUGGAGGACCUCAUGAGCAGCUAAGAGCUGAGAAACUGUUGAAACACCUUAUGGUUGUGCCAGAUAGUCCUUCAGAACGCAUGAUGUGCCUCCCGACAACUAGAAAGCUGGCAAUGAAGAACAAGGUGGUAUUUGGGACUGGUGAUCGUUGGCAUACUCCAACAUUAACUGCUAACAUGGGAUUUGUCAGAGCAGUUUUACAAACUGGGAUGUCUCUGUUUACUAUCGAGCACCGACCAAGGGCUUUAACAGGUGAUUAGUUUUUUUUUAUUAUUGUGGUGAUAAUUAUUUUGAAAUCGCCGUUCUGUAGGUUUGACUUACAAAAUCCUGAUUUUUUUUCCGCCAUAAGUAGCUGUACAUACAUAAUAAUGUAUGACAACCAAAAUUUAUGCUGUGAAAUAAUUCCAUAAAUAGUUGACAAAUAGCUUUUAUAUGAGUA
Molecule: messenger RNA, 1603 nt
Organism: Mercurialis annua (annual mercury)
Lineage: Eukaryota; Viridiplantae; Streptophyta; Magnoliopsida; Malpighiales; Euphorbiaceae
Exons: 3
Coding region: 108-1424 (438 amino acids)
Source: RefSeq, a predicted model, not a curated record